UCUACUUCCGCUUUAAAAACUCUUUCGCUCAAGUCGACUCAGAGACUUGCAUUUUGUUCAAAGAACGUACAGCCUACCUUGGUAGCAAAAUGCUCGGUGCCAUACCGAGAGGCCUUGGAUCAGCCUCAAAACAAGUGGUCUCUCAUGUAAAUCGCUAUAUUAUCCCUGAAUUUCAUUUACCAAAAGGCAGUGGUAUUAUAGUAGCGGAACCAGUGGCGGCUUUAACCAAUUAUUCACUAUCCAAGCUGAUCCCAAACAAGCCUCUUGCUGCCAGUCAUGGUGUAACAGCUAAAACCCAAGUUAGAUUUGCCCACACAGAUAUCCAAGUACCAGAUUUCAGUGAAUACCGAAGGGACUCUGUAAAAAAUUGCAAGAAAUCUUCAAAAGAAUCUGAUAUCAGCCGGAAAGGUUUUACUUAUCUUAUUGCCGCUGCUGGCGCAGUCCCUGCAGUUUAUGCUGCAAAAACAGUUGUGCAUGAAUUUGUUGCUUCAAUGAGUGCAUCAGCAGAUGUUCUGGCUCUUGCUAAAAUUGAAGUAAAGCUUUCUGAUAUCCCAGAAGGUAAAAACGUCACCUUCAAGUGGAGAGGUAAGCCUUUAUUUGUGAGACAUCGCACUGAAGAAGAAAUUGCUACAGAAGCAGCUGUUGAUAUGCAAAGUUUGCGAGACCCUCAACAUGAUUCAGAUCGUGCUGAAAAACCAGACUGGUUAGUUGUGAUAGGUGUUUGCACACAUUUAGGUUGUGUACCCCUAGCCAAUGUAGGAGACUUUGGUGGAUAUUAUUGUCCCUGCCAUGGCUCUCAUUAUGAUGCUUCUGGAAGAAUUCGUAAAGGUCCUGCACCAUUGAAUCUGGAAGUUCCACCAUAUAUAUACAAAGACGAAUCUACCUUAGUUGUUGGUUAAUGUAGAUUCAGUUUAGUUAAUUUAAAAGAAAUGAAUGUGCAGUUUAUAAUUUGAUAUUCAUCAAAGCCCUGCCACUUUAGACUGUUACACAUGCAAAAAUAAAUAAA
Messenger RNA from Octopus sinensis (East Asian common octopus), 1006 nucleotides. Its product is annotated as cytochrome b-c1 complex subunit Rieske, mitochondrial. The record is from RefSeq and is a predicted model, not a curated record. NCBI's taxonomy places the organism in Eukaryota, Metazoa, Mollusca, Cephalopoda, Octopoda, Octopodidae. Gene Ontology annotation, cellular component: membrane. Gene Ontology annotation, molecular function: 2 iron, 2 sulfur cluster binding; quinol-cytochrome-c reductase activity. The transcript has 4 exons. The coding region runs from base 90 to 899 and encodes 269 amino acids. Gene Ontology annotation, biological process: mitochondrial electron transport, ubiquinol to cytochrome c.